UGUUGAAAUUGAAAAGAAAACAAAAGAAAGGGAGAAAUUAUAAAGAAAGGAAAAUGCAAUGGCUCACGCGCACGCAUUCUAUAGACUUCAAAAGAAUGAACUGGAAUAGCAUAUCUUUGCGUAUCGUUUACCAAGUGGAGGAAGGGGUGGCAGUGGCAACCAAUUUCUAAGGAUUUUCUUUCCUUUUCUUUACUUUUCUUUUCUCCUUUGAACAACCCACGCAGAAGAAGAAGAAGAAGUUCUAAAGAAUCUCAUCCAAGAAUUCUAAAGCUCUACUACAGCCAUGUCUCAGAACUGGGAAGCUGAUAAAAUGCUGGAUGUUUAUAUAUAUGAUUACCUUAUGAAGAGAAAACUUCAUAAUUCUGCAAAGGCGUUUCAGGCUGAAGGGAAAGUGUCCACAGAUCCUGUUGCUAUUGACGCACCUGGUGGUUUUCUCUUUGAAUGGUGGUCUGUCUUUUGGGACAUCUUCAUUGCUAGGACAAAUGAGAAGCACUCAGAAGCUGCUGCAUCUUACAUUGAGACUCAAAUAGUCAAGGCACGGGAACUGCAACAGCAACAACAUCCAAAACCUCAGCAGCAGAUGCAGAUGCAGCAGAUGUUAUUACAGAGGCAUGCUCAGCAGCAGCAGCAGCAGCAGCAAAGAGAUGGCAAUCCACAUCCAAGUGGAACUGCCAAUGGCCUUGCUGCUAAUGAUGUCACAAGACAUAACCCUGCAACUGCAAAUGCCUUGGCAACAAAAAUGUAUGAGGACAGGCUAAAGCUUCCACUGCAAAGGGAUUCCCUGGAUGAAGCAUCUGUGAAGCAAAGGUUAAGUGAUCUGGAUCCAAAUCAUGCUUCAUUGUUAAAGGCAGCUGCAUUAAGUGGACAACCACCAGGGCAAACACUGCAUGGUACGCCUGGGGGCUCAGGAAAUCUGCAGCAAGCUCAAAAUCGGAAUCAGCAACUUCCUGUAUCUACGCAGGAUGUAAAGAGUGAGAUUAAUGCAAUGAUAAAUCCCCGGACUGCUGGUACAGAAGGAUCAUUGAUUGGAGGACAAAAUCAAGGGGGAAGCAACUUGACUUUGAAAGGAUGGCCUCUAACAGGAGUGGAUCAGCUUGGGCUUCUUCAGCAUCAAAGGUUAAUGCAAUCCCCUCAGCCACUCAGUAAAUUUCAGUUACAACAGCAGUUGAUCCUACAAGCACAACAAAACUUGUCAUCACAAUCUGUUAAUGAUUUGGAGCGUAGAAAACUGAGAAUGCUUCUUAAUAACCAGAAUUUGGGUCUUGGAAAGGAUGGCCAUUUAAGUUCUGGUGAUGUUCUUGGUAACUUUGGAUCACCUAUGCAAGUUAAUAGCCCUACAUUGUCUCGUGGGGACACUGAUCUAUUGAUUAAGAUACAGCAGCAACAAUAUCAACAUAUUCCACUCAUGAGUCAGCAGUCUCAAAAUUCAAAUCACAGCCAGCAACAAGACAAAGUCAUUGGUUCUAGCAGCGUGACAGUGGAUGGUAGCAUGUCAAACACUUUUCAAGGAAAUGACCAGGCUUCAAAAGGCCAACUUGGUCGGAAGAGAAAGCAGCCAGGGUCAUCUUCAGGCCCUGCCAAUAGCUCAGGCACUGCUAACACCACUGGACCAAUGCCAAGUUCACCUUCAACACCUUCUACUCACACACCAGGAGAUGCCAUUUCAGUUCCCACUUUGCCACACAAUAGUGGUUCCUCUAAGUCUCUGCUCAUGUUUGGAUCUGAUGGAUUGGGCUCCCUUGCAUCUGCUUCAAAUGAACUGGCUGAUACGGAUCGUUUUGUGGAUGAUAGAACUCUGGACGACCAUGUGGAAUCUUUCUUUUCUCAUGAUGCUGCAGACCUUAGAGAUAGAGUAGGUCAAUCUGCAGAUAUCAGCAAAGGCUUUGCAUUUUCGGAGAUCCGGACUAUUCCUGCGAGUACCAGUAAGGUUGAAUGUUGUCACUUCUCAUCAGAUGGAAAAUUGCUUGCAACUGGUGGGCAUGACAAGAAGGCUACAUUGUGGUGUACAGAGUCUUUUACAGCAAAGUCUACCCUUGAAGAGCAUUCUCAAUGGAUUACUGAUGUUCGCUUCAGCCCAAGCAUUUCACGUCUUGCAACAUCUUCAGCAGACAAAACUGUCAGGGUUUGGGAUGCUGAUAACCCAGGCUACUCGCUUCGCACAUUUACAGGACAUUCUACAACUGUGAUGUCAGUGGAUUUCCAUCCUAGUAAAGAGGACCUUAUUUGUUCAUGCGAUAAUAACAGUGAGAUUCGCUACUGGAGUAUCAAGAAUGGUAGUUGUGUUGGAGUCUUCAAGGGUGGUGCCACUCAGACAAGGUUUCAACCUCAUCUUGGAAGGAUCAUUGCAGCUGCUGCAGAGAAUGUGGUAUCCAUACUAGAUGUUGAGACUAAAGUGUGUAGGCUUAAAUUGCAGGGCCAUAAAAACCAUAUCCAUUCUGUGUGCUGGGAUCCUUCUGGCGAGUAUGUGGCAUCUGUGAGUGAUGACUUGGUUAGAGUGUGGACGGUGGGUUCUGGCAGCAAAGGGGAAUACGUUCAUGAAUUUAACUGCACUGGCAACAAAUUUCAUACUUGUGUUUUCCAUCCCACUUACUCGUCUCUGUUGAUCAUCGGCUGUUACGAGACUCUGGAGCUUUGGAACAUGGCAGAAAACAAGACGAUGGCUCUACCUGCACAUGAUAAACUGGUAUCUGCAUUGGCAGUGUCAAACGUUACUGGAUUGGUAGCCUCCGCUAGUCACGACAAGCAUGUCAAGCUCUGGAAAUGAUUUCAUCGUGCCUCUUCGUUUGCAUACUACGCAAUGCAAACUAGUUUCCAGAUUUUCUGACAGAUGCAUUUGCAGCAGUUUAUGGUGGCAAAGUUACUGCCUGUUUAGUAUAAGGGGUUUAAAGAUUUUGUCCAUUUUACGUUAUAUAUUGGACACUGACCCAAAUCCCAGUAACCCCAAGAUCUCAAAUUUUGGUCAUAAUCUGGCAAGUAUUACAGGAAAGACCUUGAAAAGUUGUCAUUGUAAAUUCAACACAAACAGUAUAUGAACGCAAUGAUAAAAGAUAUUAUUAGUUUCAAAUUUGCUGCACUCUUUGAUAUUGAAAGAGUGGAUGGCUCCUACUCUUGAGUUUCAAUCUCACUGACCUUUCUUUCUGUUUC
Manihot esculenta (cassava) is the source of this 3144-nucleotide messenger RNA. Its product is annotated as transcriptional corepressor LEUNIG. Gene Ontology annotation, molecular function: protein binding. Gene Ontology annotation, cellular component: nucleus. The coding region runs from base 284 to 2764 and encodes 826 amino acids. The transcript is spliced from 19 exons. The record is from RefSeq and is a predicted model, not a curated record. Lineage: Eukaryota; Viridiplantae; Streptophyta; Magnoliopsida; Malpighiales; Euphorbiaceae.